AUGUCUGACCCCAUAUUCCAAGCGCCGCUCCCUGAACGAUUUGCAUUGGCAUCGCGGUUAACCGAGCAGCUAGACGACGGGAUAUAUCGUCCAGGUACACCCGAACAUGCUAAAGUGUAUCGAAGGACGUUAGCGCUGCUGUCCACAUGCCUUGUAAUGGCUGAACAGCUGAACUUGCUUGAUGCGACGGCAAGCCUAGAUGAAAUCAGCACAAAAUCGCUCAAAUAUAUGACGAUCGAUUUCCACAUUGCCAAACUGCUUGACGAGUCUUUUAUCAACCCAAGCGAGGGUUCAGUGGUUGCCAGAUUAAGAGUUGCCAAGAGUGCUCUGCGCAAGUUCUACGACUUUCUUCUGGUUCUAGCAGAUCAUGACCUUUUGGACGAAGCCCUGCUGGCCCAGGUAACUCCAUAUGUGUUUCUGCCCGAAGGACGUUAUGGUCGCUCACAAAUGCCAGAUCUCCUGGAUAAGAUCGCCCACUCAGAUGCCAAAAUGUCUCCCAGAUUCAAACCGCACAAGUCGAGCUCCAAGGCGCGGAACAACGACAGCAUUGUGUUUACAACAAACGUCGGCGGCGAUAAGAACGAUAAGAACGCCAAGUACGAAGAUGUUCGUCGGGACGAGCUCGCAAAGCUUCGGAAACUUGGCCGCCGUGCUGUCGACUCAAUGCGUAGCUGCUGGCGCGAAAUUGAGCUGCUUAUUUUCGCCGUGCCAGAACAGCAGCGUGAGGACAUUACCAAAGAGCCCGAAGAAGCAUACUUACCGCAUAUUCUUGUUACUGCACAGAACAUUGGUCGCGGACGACCGCCCCGAGCGGAUGUUCUGGCCAACCCCGAUGUUGACGACCCCAAUCUCCUGGCUGCAGCAGGUUCUGGAAACCGUGGCUAUACAUUUGACGAUGCUAGGAACGCAAUGAAAGCACAGGGCACUGACUACAGCACUAAAGUCGAUGCCACCAUCGAGAGACCCGACCCCCACGCCAUUCUCGGCCCCCAGGGUCAGGUCCUCAAACCUUUUGUAUUGACCGACGGCAGACAGCAAAUUGCCCGCAAAGUUAUGGGUACUGGACAAGUCCUGCCUACCAUGUCGAUCGAAGAGGCUGUUGAAUACGAGUUGAAGAACCGCGUCAAACCCGCAGACCCAGCCGGCCCUGAGAUUGACGAGGAAAGCGAGCUCUAUUCCGACAUGCAAACUAUGAAGGCCCGCCAAUGGGACGAAUUCACCGAAGCAAACCCUAAAGGAGCCGGUAACACUAUGAAUAGAGGCUAA
This is a messenger RNA of Wickerhamiella sorbophila, 1266 nucleotides long. Its product is annotated as Type 2A phosphatase-associated protein 42. The transcript has a single exon. Gene Ontology annotation, biological process: regulation of signal transduction; regulation of dephosphorylation. Gene Ontology annotation, molecular function: protein phosphatase 2A binding. The coding region runs from base 1 to 1266 and encodes 421 amino acids. Gene Ontology annotation, cellular component: cytosol. Lineage: Eukaryota; Fungi; Ascomycota; Dipodascomycetes; Dipodascales; Trichomonascaceae. The record is from RefSeq and is a predicted model, not a curated record.